Molecule: messenger RNA, 1625 nt
Organism: Hordeum vulgare subsp. vulgare (domesticated barley)
Lineage: Eukaryota; Viridiplantae; Streptophyta; Magnoliopsida; Poales; Poaceae
Product: F-box/LRR-repeat protein At4g29420-like
Exons: 2
Coding region: 14-1348 (444 amino acids)
Source: RefSeq, a predicted model, not a curated record
CUCAGCAUCCCACAUGUCGGACGUCGUCGAUCCCCUCGACUCCCUCCCCUCGGCGAUCCUUGCCGACAUCCUCGGCCGCGUCGCCGACGCCGGGGACAUCGCGGCUUCCCGCCUCGCCUCGCGCGCGCUCCUAGCCGCCUCCUACCACUGCCCCCGCGUCCGCCUCAGCGCGGCCGCCCGCGCGCGCCGCCUCCGCGCCCGCGGAGGCGGGGACGGGGCGACCGCCUUCCGCGCGGCCGCCGCGAACGUCGCAUCGCUCCUCGGGCCGCACCUCCGCUCCCUCGCGCUCGACGCGUCCCAGGGACACGGUUGCCCCGAUCAAGCGAUUUGGGAGAAGCACGCCGAGUUCGACGAGGCCAACGACCUGCACCUCACCAGCGGCGAGUCCGUGGCGGCGUGGGCGGCCACUGCCGCUGGCCCCGCCCUCCGGGAGGUGGACAUCGCCGACUUCUGGCCGCAGUCGUGCUGGCGGAAGGCGGAUGCGCUCCCCGUCAUCUCCCGUUUAUGUCAUAAUGUUUCAACACUGAGGCUGAGAAAGGCAUGGCUAUCUGUUGAUGGGCUGAGGAUAAUGCCAAAUCUGACUCAUCUGGCACUUGAGUCCAUUAGAUUAGAUGACGAGAACCUCAGCACAUUGAAUGGGUGCUUCCCUUGCCUUCAUACUCUCAAUCUUAUUGGAGUUGGGGGACUCAAGAACCCCAAGAUUCACCUUCCUCAGCUGAAGUAUUGCCACUGGGAGGUAUCCAAUGUUCCACGGUCCUUAGCUAUCCAUGCCCCUAACUUGGUUUAUCUUGAGUUGAAGUGCGUUCAGCCAGAAAUCCUCAUUCUAGAUACUCCAUCCGUGUCCACUCUGAAACUCACCAUAGAUAAACUUGGUCCUACCGUUCAAGUCGAUGGCCUUGUGAAUCUGGAAAACCUUCGGAUAGAGUCAUCGGAUCUAAAUUCCCUCUUGAGACUGUUUUCAGAUAGUCGAGAUGUCAGGACACUAGAUCUUGAGCUACCUGCUUCUGCAGGUCGCAAUGAACUUUACGAAGCAGUGGAGCCAGAGCUGUUUUCAAGAGCCAUCGAAGUGAAGCUGUCGCCAAGGUUUUCAUAUGAACUGAUGAGGCGCAUUGUGUUCUCGAUGACUAGUUAUGACUGCAGGAGCUGUCUGACGAAGCUUUUAGUUCAUAUGCCGCCAUCUAUCCUUACUGCCUGCCCAUUCAUACCCUUGGUCAACAACUGUGCGCCGUCGUGCGAGGUGACUGUUCUUUUCCAUGCUGAUUCCAGCGAUGCUACUCGCGAAGCUGCCACGUCAUCUUGGCCGCUGGGUUUCACAGACAUCACUUGGCAAUGGGGUACUUGGCAGUAAUCCUGUAUAGAUUCUUCGUUUGAAGAUGAUCGAGAGUCACGUAACUAGAAGUACCUGUGACACAUUUGUUAACGCAACAGGGUAUUGAACAGUGUCUGAAACUGGGAUUGGUCAUGGCACAUUUGUUGAUGGCCUAAAAAUUGCCUAAUGUGGGCUUAUGUAUGUAUGAUAGAAACCAUGGAUAUGCUUAUGUACAGGGACUGUUUGGCACCACUGUGUACAGAACUACAGAUGUUCCAAGAUAAGGGACUAUAUAUAGUUUCUGCGUGCUUGCUUA